Anolis carolinensis (green anole) is the source of this 1791-nucleotide messenger RNA. It is a transcript of the gene cldn11, whose product is annotated as claudin 11. The coding region runs from base 209 to 826 and encodes 205 amino acids. Gene Ontology annotation, biological process: cell adhesion; bicellular tight junction assembly. The record is from RefSeq and is a predicted model, not a curated record. Lineage: Eukaryota; Metazoa; Chordata; Lepidosauria; Squamata; Anolidae. Gene Ontology annotation, molecular function: structural molecule activity. The transcript is spliced from 3 exons. Gene Ontology annotation, cellular component: bicellular tight junction; plasma membrane.
GUGUGAGGCAUCUCCGUACCAGUCAGCACAUCAGUACGCCCAACUCCAACCCUCUUGGCUGCCAGCUCCAACACAGACUUUAUCUCUUGUUGCUGUUCACUCUCGAAGCUUGAACAAUUCUUAGUUGCUCCUUCUCUUGCAUACUCACAUACACACAUUGCAUCUUUCCCCCUUCACUCUGUCUGGCUUUCCUUCUUGAGAGUGAAACAUGGUUGCGGGCUUGCACAUGACCGGAUUUUUGGCUAGCUUUGUCGGUUGGAUUGGCUUGAUCGUAGCAACGGCCACCAAUGACUGGGUGGUGACUUGUGGCUACACCAUCCCCACUUGCCGAAAGAUGGAUGAACUCGGAUCCAAGGGACUGUGGGCAGACUGUGUCAUGGCUACUGGGCUAUACCACUGCAAGCCACUGGUGGACAUCCUCAUAUUACCAGGAUAUGUCCAGGCAUGCCGGGCCCUGAUGAUUGCAGCUGCUGUUUUGGGACUCCCAGCUGUUUUACUUCUGGUGACAGUUCUGCCUUGCAUUCGGAUUGGUCAUGAACCUGGAGUGGCCAAAUACAGGCGGUCUCAACUGGGAGGAAUCCUGCUGAUCCUCGUGGGUUUGUGUGGCAUUGUGGCUACCAUUUGGUUCCCAGUGAGCGCUCACCGCGAAACCACGAUCAUGAGCUUUGGAUACUCGUUGUACACAGGAUGGAUCGGAGCUGCUCUCGCCCUCCUUGGUGGCUGCAUCAUCGUUUGCUGCUCAGGAGACGCUCAGUCGUUCGGUGAGAACCGGUACUAUGCCUCAGGAUCCAGCUCGCCCACCCAUGCGAAAAGCGCCCACGUAUAAAGGAUCCGGAGACUUCCUUACAUAUUCAUAAAAUGUUUUUGAAACGGGUGGAGGGGGGAAUUGUGUCUCGUUUUUUGCGGGAGGGGGGUUCUUGCAUUGGCUUGUAUCUUCGCACACAAGUUGGGCACAUGCCUUGCAGAAGAUUUAGAAACAGAUUGAGAUUUUUAAAAGUAUAAAUGUCACAUGUUUGCUUUAAUAGAAACCUGUAACAUAAAUAAAUCAGGUCCAUUCGUCACUCAAUGCUCAUAAUAAUAUUGAAACAUUAAGCCUGGUUCCUCCCUUUCCCUUCUCCAUUCUCUCUCUCUGUGUGUCUUUCAUUCUCCUUCCCUCUCUUCUCUAUCUUUUCUGUCCCUUGUUUUCUCCUUUUCCUCCUCCAUGUCUCUUUCUUCCACCUUCUGCUCCUUUCUUUUCCUUUUUGUAAGUUCACAUCUCUCCUAUCACAUCAAGGCCAUCUUUUUUGACUAAGUUACGAAGACAGGGAAAGGAAGAUGCUGUACUUUUCUGUCUGUACAAAUGUUUUCUUUUCCAUGAAAUUAGGGGUUAUCUUUUUUUCCUUUGUUUGAAAAAAGAACAAAAACUGUAAGGAACUUGAUCAUUUUAGUAACAGUAUUUUUUUUUGUUUAAAUGCAUCAGUAUGAAGGAGACAAAGCCAAGAGUUUCUAAUUACAAGAUAAAUAACAGAACACUUGUACAUAGCCUUCAGUACAUGUGCGGGGGGGCCAAUUCCCACAACCCGCCCUCUCUACUUUGUUUUGUACAGUUUUUGUUGUGCUAAAUGUACUUUGAUUUCUCUUUUCUUUCCCCCUGCGUUCUGAUUAAUUUGUAAUCUGACAUGCACUAUUGAUGUGGAACUUUAUCUAAUCGGAUGCCAAUUCAGUGAGAUCCAAUGAGUACUGAUGAUGCUUUUCAUCUUUAAAAGAAAUACUGUACAAUAUAGAGAAAUAAAGGUUGAAAUUACUAGUUUA